GAGAGACAGCUUACACACGCCUUCCAGUCCCUCCACUCAGAGCAGCCCGGGAGACUGUUGCUGCCGCCGCCGCUGCCACUAUCGCUGCUAUUGCUUUCGCUGCCGCUGCCACCUGAGGCGGUCGCCUGGACUUGCCGACCCCCUUUGCCGCCGCCAGCGAUUCCUUCCUAGCACCUGGGCUUUUCCUGCACACUGCCCUACCAUUAUUAUUAUUAUUCCAAGAGAAGGAAAAUAAAAGAAGAGACCAGCCCCAAAGAACCACGUACACCUUUCCGAAUUACUCAAGUGUCUCUGACGAAAAGAGGGUCGCCCGGCCGGGGAGAAGCAGCUCAAGGGAGCCGAGGAGGGGGUGUUGAAGGUGAGGGAGGAGGAGUUGGGGGCACUGCCUGGUGGAAAGUUGCGUGCAGCGGAGACUAAAAGGUGCAGCGCCAUAGCCCAGGAGACAGUGUGCCUGGGAGAAGCCGCUGUCUCCUGUGUCUUGACUCACGAGCGAACCGGCAGCGCGGGGUCCGGGACGACGCCCCCCUCCUGCGGCGCGGACCCUGUCGGUGGCCCCGGAGGAGGAGGAGGAAUAUGGCAUCGAAGGCGGCCCCCUCCUGCCGUCUAGUCUUCUGCCUCUUGAUCUCCGCCGUCGUCCUCAGACCAGGCCUUGGAUUGUACACUGUAAAUUCAACAUAUGGAGAUACCAUUAUCAUACCUUGUCAAGUCGAUAUACCUCAGAACCUCGUGUUUGGCAAAUGGAAAUAUGAAAAGCCCGAUGGCUCCCCAGUAUUUAUUGCCUUCAGAUCCUCUACAAAGAAAAGUGUGCAGUAUGAUGAUGUACCAGAAUACAAAGACAGAUUGAGCCUCUCAGAAAACUAUACUUUGUCUAUCAGUAAUGCAAGAAUCAGUGAUGAAAAGAGAUUUGUGUGCAUGCUAGUAACUGAGAACAACAUCUUUGAGGAAUCUGCAGUAGUCAAGGUGUUCAAGCAACCAUCUAAACCUGAAAUUGUAAGCAAAGCACCAUUUCUGGAAACAGAUCAGCUACAAAAGUUGGGUGACUGCAUAUCAGAAGACAGUUAUCCAGAUGGCAACAUCACAUGGUACAGGAAUGGAAAAGUGCUUCAACCCCUUGAAGGAGUGGUGGUCAUAAAUUUUAAAAAGCAAAUGGACCCAGUAACUCAACUCUAUGCCAUGACUUCAUCCCUGGCAUACAAGACAACCAAGGCUGAUAUACAAAUGCCAUUCACCUGCUCUGUGACAUAUUAUGGACCAUCUGGCCAGAAAAUGGUUCAUUCUGAAGAAGCAGUCUUUGAUAUUUACUAUCCUACAGAACAGGUUUCAAUACAAGUGCUGCCACCAAAAAAUUCCAUCAAAGAAGGGGAUAACAUCACUCUUAAAUGCUUGGGAAAUGGCAACCCUCCUCCUGAAGAGUUUUUAUUUUACUUACCAGGACAGCCAGAAGGAAUAAGAAGCUCAAAUACUUACACAUUGACAGAUGUGAGGCGCAAUGCAACAGGAGAGUACAGAUGCUCCCUGAAAGAUGAAAAAACUAUGGUUGCUUCAACAGUCAUCACGGUUCACUAUUUGGAUUUGUCCUUAAAUCCAAGUGGAGAAGUGACCAAACAGAUUGGCGAUGCCUUGCCUGUAUCAUGCACAAUAUCUGCUAGUAGAAAUGCAACUGUGGUAUGGAUGAAAGAUAACAUCAGGCUUCGAUCUAGCCCAUCAUUUCCUAGUCUUCAUUAUCAAGAUGCUGGAAACUAUGUCUGUGAAACUGCUCUGCAAGAGGUUGAAGGGCUAAAGAAAAGAGAGUCAUUGACUCUUAUUGUAGAAGGAAAACCUCAAAUCAAAAUGACAAAGAAAACUGAUCCCAGUGGACUGUCUAAAACAAUAAUUUGCCACGUGGAAGGGUUUCCGAAGCCAGCUAUACAGUGGACAAUUACCGGCAGUGGAAGCGUCAUAAACCAAACUGAGGAAUCUCCUUAUAUCAAUGGCAGGUAUUAUAGUAAAAUUAUCAUUUCCCCUGAAGAGAAUGUUACAUUAACUUGUGCAGCAGAAAACCAGCUGGAGAGAACAGUAAACUCCUUGAAUGUCUCUGCUAUAAGUAUUCCAGAACACGAUGAGGGAGACGAGAUAAGUGAUGAAAACAGAGAAAAGGUGAAUGACCAGGCUAAGCUAAUUGUGGGAAUCGUUGUUGGUCUCCUCCUUGCUGCCCUUGUUGCUGGUGUCGUUUACUGGCUGUACAUGAAGAAAUCAAAGACUGCAUCAAAACAUGUAAACAAGGACCUUGGUAAUCUGGAAGAAAACAAAAAGUUAGAAGAAAACAAUCAUAAGACAGAAGCUUAAGAGAAAAAUUUUGCUAGUUGUUGUCCAGAGAAAAAAAAACCAUAUAGACCAAUUGAAGCAUGAACGUGGAUUGUAUUUAAGACAUAUACAAAGACACUGGCAGCAAUUUAUGGUUCAAGUAUUAAGCAAUUCAUUCUACAAAGCUGUCACAGGAUUUUAGAGAAUUAUCUCAAGUAAAACAAUGAAAUGAAAUUACAAACAAUAACAAGAAAUUUUGGCAGCCAUGAUUAUAGGUCAUAUGUUGUGUUUGGUUUGAUUUUUCUUUCUGUAAAUGUCUGCACUGAGGAUUUCUUUUUGGUUUGCCUUUUAUGUAAAUUUUUUACGUAGCUAUUUUUAUACACUGUAAGCUUUGUUCUGGGAGUUGCUGUUAAUCCAAUGUAUAAUGUAAUGUUUUUAUUUCGAUUGUUUAUAUGGGUGAUCUGAGCAGGUACACUUCUGAUUCUGAUUGCUAUCAGAGUAACCCAAACUUUCUCACAAGUACCUAAAAACCCAAAGGUGGCAGCUUGUGAAGGUUGGGGACAUACACAUUGCGCUAUACGAAGCUGUGAUUUUUAUCACAAGGGAGGGGCAUGGCAGAGAGUUAGAUCGAAAAACACCAUAUGAGCUUAUUCUAUGUAUGUGCCACCAGCUGAAUCUCAGCAGUGAAAUCCCAUGUGCAUAUGGACACACAUACAUAAAAAUGAUUCUCCCAAACUGAUAAUGUUGCCUAUUCUGAAAAAAAAAGAAUAGAAAAAAACAAAAUUUGAGUAGCACUUACCUUUAAAGACACCUGCUAGUGAAUUAUGCUCUGUCAAAAGAAAAAGCAGACCAAUAUGUGAAAGACAGUUUGGAAAAAUCAUUCACAUUUUCAUAAUUCACAAUGUAAAUCACUGUAAUUAAAAAUUGGUGUUAAAUCCUUUGGGUUAUCCACUGCCUUAAAAUUGUAACUAUUUCCUUUUAAAAAAGGUAUCAGUCAGAAUUGGAGAUUUUUAACAGUGGUCAUUAUCAAAGCUGUGUUCUUUUCCACAGAAUAUAGAAUAUAUAUUUUUUUCGUGUGUGUUUUGUUAACUACACUACAGAUAUUGAAUGCACCUUGAGAUAAUUUAGUGUUUUUAACCGGUACAUAAUUUAUCAAGCAGUACAUGAAAGUGUAAUAAUAAAAUGUCUAUGUAUCUUUCGUUACAUUCAAAUUUGUAACUUUAUAAACAUGUUUUAUGCUUGAGGAACUUUUUAGGGUGGUAGUAUAAAUGAAAACUUUUUGAAGUAGACAGGAUAUGGGGCAAUAGUUAACUGGAGAUUAGACUUUUAAACUUUGCUCUGUCAAGCAGAAGCCUGGUUUCUGGAAGAACAUUGCACAGCCAUUUUUGUCCCAGAAUAUAUAUAACUUUAUAUAAAGAAAAAAAAAUGAACAUCAGAUUUCCAAGUAUAGAACUGUGUUCUUUGUGAGAAAAAAAAAAAGAAAACUGGUGUUUGUUUUUUAGACUGAUGGAAUAAAGAAUUAUGAAGGCAAUGAAAAAUAAAUUAAAGAUUAAAGUCAGAUGGAGAUUAGGGAUAGUAUUUUGCCAUUUCUGCAUUAUUUAGAAUCAUAUAUUGUACAUUUGUAAACCAUUUAUUGCCUGGGCAGUUGUGACUCAGUUUAAUAAAAGCUUCCUGUAGUGCAUUGUAAUGGAGUAAACACAUAAACUAUCCUAUUAGAAUCAAUACUGUAUAACAUAUAAUGCGAAAAAAGAAAAUAUUUUAUUUUGCCUCUAAACUUUGAUUUACUGAAGUUUUAUUUGGCAAGAAAAAAAAGAUUGAUUCUUGGUUAACACUUAAACCAAAGUGAAAGGGGAGAAACCAAAGUUAUUUGUUUUGCAUGGCUAAGCCAUUCUGUUAUCUCUGUAAAUACUGUGAUUUCUUUUUUUUUUUCUUUUUAAAAAGAAAUUUGAAAAUUUUUAAACACCUGCUUUCCACAAUAAACCAAGACCACUAAAAUGAAAUUACUUCCAUAUAAAUAUAUUUUGUUUUUUUUCUUUUGGUGUGGGAGAUCAAAGCUUCAAAGUCUAAUUCCUAAGAUAUAUUUGCAGAAAGAAGCAACAUGACUAUAGAAAGAGAGGGUUAUACUACAAUUAUUUCUUGGUUUUCACUUGCAAUGGUCAACUAAUUCCAAAAACAGCUGUCAGAACCUAGAGAGCAGAACACUGGAAACGAAACUCAGAGCUCUGGACCGAAAGUAGAAAAUUUGACGGGAAAAAACGGGACAUUAGUACCAUUGAAUCAAUACCUGGAUGAAGAGAAAGGUGAAUUUGUGUAAUGGCAGCCGUGUGCACAAAGAUGUUGGAAGGAAGGGAAUUCACAGACCUCAACUUCUGAGGUUUCCUCUGUCCAAUUUAACUCUUUGGCAAUAGGAGACAGGUUUUGCCAGCUCAAGGUUCAUUCCCUGUCUGUGAUUACAGGAAUUGUAUGUGGAAACGGAUUAACAUUCCCGUCUAUGCCUAAAAGAUAAUAAACUGAAAUAUGUCUUCACAUAUCUCUCACAGCUGUCUUUCUCUUGUCUAAGCUAGAAUGUUCAUGUACAAAAACUGAUUGUCUUUAUUAAAGGGUAGAAAAAAAUAGUGACUUUCCAUCACUAUAGAGUGGGAAUUCAUAAAAAUAAAAUUGUUCAUGCCUUCCUGUCAUAUAUUAGAUGGGCCACCUUAGCUAGUCCUAGAUUCUACCAGUGAUCGGUUCUGUAAUGUAUGUUUCUCUAUCUUCAGUUGACUGCAUCGUACUUAUUGUGUGUAUCCAAUGUGGCUGUUCUGGUAGCUUAAAUAAGAGGACAUUUCCUAUUUCUUCACAUAUGCCAUUAACACACCAUCAGUUUAUCAUUUUGAAUCACUUAGGCAAUGAACUUUCAUGGAAGUGCUUUCCCUUCAAAAUAUGGCUAAACCAGCAGUAUAUCAGAGAAAGACAUUUUUAACAUCUCUUGAACCUGUACCACAUGUCAGAGCCAUACAUACUAUCUUAUUUCAUCCUUAGUAAUUAUAAAUUAUAUUAAAUAGCCCUCAUUUAACAACUGAAAACUGAGGUUCGAAGAGGUUCCAUAACCCUUAAGUGCACUUACCUUCCAAGUAGAUGAGUUGGGUAUGAAACCAGGUCUGACUGAUUCCAAAGCCCAAGCUUGUACCAGUUGACUAUAGCUCCCAAACUGCCUCUAAAGAAAUCUUCCUUUUCACAAUAUAGAGAAUUGGGAAAUAAUAAUUGGCACAUAAAUUAGUUGUACCAUCUAUAAUGAUUUAUUGCAAGAUGCUCAAGUAACAUAAUAGGCCUCAUGGUAUAAUUUUUCAACUGCAUUUGGAUUAUAUUAAUUAUAUAUCAAAUUAUAUAGACACACACACACAUAUAUAUAAUAUCACAUUUCACACAUGCACAUUGUGCUGGUUUGAAUCUGAUAUGUACCACAUAAAAGACCAUGUUCUUUUAAUCCAUUCUUGUGGGGGCACACCUAUUAUGGGUGGGACUUUUGGUUAGGCUAUUUCAAUUGAGAUGUGAACCAGCCUAUUGAAAAAGGGUCUUAACCUUUAUGAAAAGAAUAAAAGACAGUAAAAAAAAAAAAACAAAAAACAAAGA
Messenger RNA from Choloepus didactylus (southern two-toed sloth), 5892 nucleotides. RefSeq names its product activated leukocyte cell adhesion molecule (gene ALCAM). Gene Ontology annotation, cellular component: plasma membrane. The transcript is spliced from 16 exons. The record is from RefSeq and is a predicted model, not a curated record. Gene Ontology annotation, biological process: cell adhesion. Lineage: Eukaryota; Metazoa; Chordata; Mammalia; Pilosa; Megalonychidae. Bases 574 to 2325 code for a protein of 583 amino acids.